AUGAAAGUCCUGCUCGUCGACGAUUCGAAAACGAUGCGCAACAUCCAGAAGUCGAUCCUCACGCAGCUCGGCGUCACCGCCAUGGAAGAGGCGUGCGACGGCCUCGACGCGCUCAGCAAGGUCAACAGCUUCUCGCCCGACCUCAUCCUCCUCGACUGGAACAUGCCCAACAUGGACGGGCUCACGUUCAUCAAGGAGUACCGAGGCUCCGGCGCCACCACGCCCGUCAUCAUGGUCACCACCGAGGGCGAGAAGUCCCGCGUGAUCGAGGCCAUCAAGGCCGGCGUCAACAACUACGUCAUCAAGCCCUUCACGCCCGACGUGCUCAACCAGCGCAUCAAGGAAACACUCGCCAAGGCGCAGGCCGCCUGA
Messenger RNA from Symbiodinium necroappetens, 372 nucleotides. Lineage: Eukaryota; Dinophyceae; Suessiales; Symbiodiniaceae. The record is from the annotation of a GenBank genome assembly.